Petromyzon marinus (sea lamprey) is the source of this 520-nucleotide messenger RNA. It is a transcript of the gene UFM1, whose product is annotated as ubiquitin fold modifier 1. Gene Ontology annotation, cellular component: cytoplasm; nucleus. Gene Ontology annotation, biological process: protein K69-linked ufmylation. NCBI's taxonomy places the organism in Eukaryota, Metazoa, Chordata, Hyperoartia, Petromyzontiformes, Petromyzontidae. The record is from RefSeq and is a predicted model, not a curated record.
UCUACGUUGUGACGCCACUCCCCCCUCUGCGUGGCGACGUCACCCUCCGGUGUGCGUCAUGACGUCACUUCCUACUACCUGGUGACGUCAUUCCUGUGCAGCGACACGUCAUCGCAGGAGCCUGUUCAAUCAUCACAAUGACCAGCAAAGUGUCAUUCAAGAUCACCCUCACAUCAGAUCCCAAGCUCCCCUUCAAAGUACUGAGUGUACCUGAACCCACUCCGUUCACUGCCGUUCUCAAGUUUGCAGCCGAGGAGUUCAAAGUUCCGGCUGCCACCAGUGCCAUCAUCACGAACGAUGGCAUUGGCAUUAACCCGGCGCAGAGUGCGGGAAACGUGUUUCUAAAGCACGGGUCGGAGCUGAGACUCAUUCCGAGGGACCGAGUGGGAAAUGCAUUGUGACUCACCCAGCCACUCACCCACACACUCACCCACUCACUCACACACACACUCACCCACACACUCACCCAGCCACUCACCCACACACCCACACACUCACCCACACACUCACUGACUCACUC